Ochotona curzoniae (black-lipped pika) is the source of this 661-nucleotide messenger RNA. It is a transcript of the gene CALML4, whose product is annotated as calmodulin like 4. The record is from RefSeq and is a predicted model, not a curated record. Gene Ontology annotation, molecular function: calcium ion binding. NCBI's taxonomy places the organism in Eukaryota, Metazoa, Chordata, Mammalia, Lagomorpha, Ochotonidae. The transcript is spliced from 5 exons. Gene Ontology annotation, cellular component: myosin II complex.
AUGGCAGCCGGGAAUCUAUUACCACCAAGGCCUCCGCCCAGCCGCCCGGACUUUCGACUUGAAGCUGGAGGAAGACCGCCUAGGGGCACCCCCAUCGAGCGGGGUCUACCCUGACUGCGGCCCUCUCUCUCUCCACUACAGGCCAAGUUUCUCUCCCAGGACCAAAUUAAUGAGUACAAGGAGUGCUUCUCUCUGUACGACAAGCAACAGCGGGGCAAGAUGAAAGCUGCAGACCUCCUGGUGGCCAUGAGGUGCCUGGGGGCCAGCCCGACCCCAGGGGAGGUGAGGCGCCACCUGCAGACUCACGGCAUAGGCAGAGACGGCGAGCUGGAGUUCUCCACUUUCCUGACCAUGAUGCACAUGCAGAUCAAGCAGGAAGACCCCCAGAAGGAGAUCCUCCUAGCCAUGCUCAUGGCGGACAAGGAGAAGAAAGGUUACCUUCCGGCCGCCGAGCUGCGCUCCAAGCUCACCAACCUGGGCGAGAAGCUCACGCACAAGGAAGUGGACGAGCUCUUCAAGGAAGCGAAUAUCGACCCGAACGGCCAAGUGAAGUACGAGCAGUUCAUUCCCAGGAUCACGCUUCCUCCACGGGACUACUGAGCGCAGAGCGUGCGGCACAGCGGGACCUGCGCACCUGGAGCCACGCGGCAAGGCAGCGGAA